UAAUUUCUCUCCUCCGAGAAAAUCCAUGAUACAUUUUCCCGGGAAAGUACGAGAAAUUUUCCCCAAACUCCACUCCACUCCACUCAACAAUCAUUCCCUCAGCUUUUUAAGCCAUAAUGACAAUCUUACCACACAUCUCCCACGUGCAAGUCCCUAUCACCCGCACGUGUGCCCAUCCCAUACCCAACUUCCGAACCACCCCGCCAAAACCCACGGCCUAUAAGUGCCGUUUCCAAACACGCCACUCUGAUCAUCGCCAAGACAGGAAAAUGGAAGCCGUCGACUCCGCCGACCUUCGUUCUCAGUUUCUUCAAGUCCUCCGGAGUCGACGCUCCAGUGAUGUUCCGCUGUCUGUGAAACCUGCGAAACCUGUGGCAGAACCCUUUUAUCAGGAAAUUCCUCGGCCUCGCUUCAGCAAGGCAAUGGAGUCCUGUCCAAGGGCAAACAUUACCAAUUUAAAGGAUCUACUUCAUGAAGAAAAUCUUUACUUGACUACUGAGGCAGGAGAGCAAGGACGCUUGCCUGUUCUGAUCUUGAGUCUGAAGGAAAACAACCCUGGCAAAAGGCCUGCUGUUGUUUUUCUGCAUAGCACAAAUAAGUGUAAAGAGUGGUUACGUCCUCUGCUUGAGGCUUAUGCUUCACGAGGCUAUAUAGCUGUUGCCAUUGAUUCUCGCUACCAUGGUGAACGUGCCAGCAAUUUGACCACCUACCGAGAUGCUCUUGUAUCAUCAUGGGAAAAGGGCGAUACAAUGCCUUUCAUAUUUGAUACGGCUUGGGACUUGAUAAAAUUGGCAGAUUAUCUUACGCAGAGGGAAGAUAUAGACUCUGAUAGGAUAGGAAUCACUGGCGAAUCACUUGGAGGAAUGCAUGCAUGGUUUGCUGCUUUUGCUGACACCCGCUAUUCAGUGGUUGUCCCUAUUAUUGGUGUUCAGGGGUUUCGAUGGGCCAUAGACAAUGACAAGUGGCAGGGUCGAGUUGACAGUAUAAAGGCUGUAUUUGAAGAAGCACGGAUUGAAUUAGGCAAGAGGGCAAUCGACAAAGAAGUGGUAGAGAAGGUCUGGGAUAGGAUUGCUCCUGGUUUAGCCUCCAGCUUUGAUUCACCUUAUACUGUUCCAAUUAUUUCACCCCGUCCUCUGUUGAUUCUAAAUGGCGCAGAAGAUCCCCGUUGUCCACUUGCAGGUCUGGAUGCUCCCGUAUCAAGAGCAUCCAAGGCUUAUGAAGAAGCCAAUUGCCCUGAUAAUUUUAAGCUGAUAGCAGAACCGGGGAUUGGGCACCAAAUGACAUCAUCCAUGGUGAAAGAAGCUAGCCACUGGAUUGACAGGUUCCUCAAGAAAUAAUACUAUAUAGUCAUUGGUAGUGUGUUUGUUGUAGGUCGAGUCACCUAGUUGGGCAGAAAUACCACUGCAUUUAGUAAUUUCAUGUUUAUUGCAAGUGAAGCUAUGUACUUUCCUUUGUGAAUGUUUUGUUGAUAUUUAUGAUGAUUUAUGGCAAUGUUCCUGCAUUCUUCAAAUGUAGCUUUCAUGCUCCAACAGGAAGCUCACUCCUCCACAUUUAAAAA
Vitis riparia (riverbank grape) is the source of this 1558-nucleotide messenger RNA. RefSeq names its product putative esterase YitV. Gene Ontology annotation, molecular function: serine-type peptidase activity. The record is from RefSeq and is a predicted model, not a curated record. NCBI's taxonomy places the organism in Eukaryota, Viridiplantae, Streptophyta, Magnoliopsida, Vitales, Vitaceae. Gene Ontology annotation, biological process: proteolysis. The coding region runs from base 117 to 1337 and encodes 406 amino acids. The transcript is spliced from 13 exons.